Messenger RNA from Nematolebias whitei (Rio pearlfish), 1377 nucleotides. Its product is annotated as lipoxygenase homology domain-containing protein 1-like. The coding region runs from base 1 to 1377 and encodes 458 amino acids. The transcript is spliced from 7 exons. The record is from RefSeq and is a predicted model, not a curated record. NCBI's taxonomy places the organism in Eukaryota, Metazoa, Chordata, Actinopteri, Cyprinodontiformes, Rivulidae. Gene Ontology annotation, molecular function: protein binding.
AUGGUUUCCGAACAGGAUUUUAUCCAGCAUCCUUCUCACAGAGAGAUCCUCGUGCGGAACCUGACCACAGAGGAAGAGUAUCUGUUCACCUACGAGAAUUGGCUAUCCAAGACCAAAGGGCCCAAAAGGACGAAGGUGUGUGAGCUACCGGCAGUGGUGGACGACGAGGAGAUGGUGGAGAAAACAACUUACAUCAUCCAAGUCCAGACCAGCGAUGUUGGAGGUGCUGGUACUGAUGCCAACGUGUUUUUGAUCCUGUUCGGGGAGUACGGAGACACCGGGACGAUGGCUCUGAAGGAGAGCACCAACAGGAACAAGUUUGAGCGAAAAAUGAAGGACGUGUUUAGGUUUCCUGACAUGCUCAGUCUGGGAGAGCUGUCCAAAGUCCGAGUGUGGCACGACAACACAGGCCCAGCUCCUGGCUGGCACUUGGAGUACAUCGAAGUGAAAGACGAGGCCAUGGACCAGACGUUCAGGUUCCCCUGCGACCGUUGGUUGGCUAAAAAUGAGGACGACAGGCAGAUUAUAAGGGAGCUGGCUUGUGCCAACAAUGACACCAUCGACCUCAGUGAUAAAACCAAAUACGAAAUCGCCACAACGACUGCGAACACAGACGACGCCUCCACCACAGAAAACGCCUGGAUCGUGUUGGAGGGAAGGAAAGCUCGUUCCAAAGAGUUCGUUCUGGAGAAUAAGAAAAAGAAUGAGGCGUAUUCCUUAAAAAUGUUGACCUUUCACAGCGGUGCCACUGACUCAUUUGAGUUCUCAUCCAAGCACUUGGGGGAAAUUGCCGGUAUUUGCCUUGGCCACAUAACAAAGGAUGGAAAGAAGGUGAAGAAGGAAGUCUUUUGGCACAUUUUGGAGGUGGUGGUGACAGAGAUGGAGCUGGGAAACAAGUAUUUCUUCCACUGUGAUGCCCAAAUCCCCCUGGCAGCCAAAAAGGACCAGUUCCUGACCUUUGAGUGCUAUAAAUCUGUUGAGAGCUUCGCAAGCAAAGUGCGCAAACUGGUCCCUGUCAAAUACGAAAUCAUCGUCAUCACCGGGGACGUCAAAAGCGCCGGAACUGACUCCAAUGUGUUCAUCACCAUCUACGGUGUCAACGGUGACUCGGGCAGGCGACAGCUGAGGCAGAAGUUUCGCAACCUUUUCGAGCGGGGCCGGACAGACCGCUUCGUUCUGGAGAUGCUGGACCUUGGGGAGCUGCUGAGAAUCAAAGUGGAGCACGACGGCAGCAGUUUCAACUGCGGGUGGUUCUUACAGUGCGUGGAGGUGACAAACACGGCCAACUCAGUCACAACCAUCUUCCAGUGUGGAAAGUGGCUGGAUCGGGAGAAGGCUGAUGGACAGAUCCUCAGAGUGCUUUAUCCCAGAUAUUAG